This is a messenger RNA of Chenopodium quinoa (quinoa), 2087 nucleotides long. RefSeq names its product transcription factor GTE11-like. Gene Ontology annotation, molecular function: protein binding. Bases 190 to 1926 code for a protein of 578 amino acids. The record is from RefSeq and is a predicted model, not a curated record. The transcript has 7 exons. Lineage: Eukaryota; Viridiplantae; Streptophyta; Magnoliopsida; Caryophyllales; Amaranthaceae.
AAAAAAAAAAAAAAAAAAAAAAACUAAGGCGGUUCAGGACUUCAUGGCCUUUUGUUAGGGCUCUAACCCAGCCUCUCUCUCAGUUUUCCACUUUCUCCAUUGAAGCGCAGUCAAGUUCUCCAUUGAAGCGCAGUUCACUUUCUGAUAUUUGUCUCCCAUUGAAGCAGCUUUUGAUACGGACCAUCAAUCAUGGUGGUCAAAGUGUUCUCAGGUGUUGCUGAACCUGAUAUGACGAGCAAGAAACAGCGAUUAAAAGUUCUUGUUAAGAAGCCUACGAACGGCUUGAAGAAGCCGCGGAUUGUUGAUGAUGCGAGUGAAGUCGGUACUGGUGUCGAAAAUUACAUGUUGGGAACUAACUUUCGUGAGCUUGGAGUAUGUCCAUUGUCAAAACAAGUGCCUAAAGCGGACUGUGGGUUUAAGAAAUCGUCGGAAACUUUCAAUCGGACAAAGGUUAAUUCUACUCUUGGAUUGAAACGAAGAUCAGAGGAAGUGAUCAAAGGUCCUGUAUCAAAGAGGUUGAAGUUGGACCGGUCUACGACGAUUCUUUGUCAGGCUGUUCUUAAAAAGCUGAUGCAGAAUCCUCUGAGUGCCCCGUUUGAAGUCCCUGUAGAUCCUGUUAUGUGGAAUAUUGACGACUACUUUGACAUCAUCAAAAAGCCAAUGGAUCUUGGGACCAUUAAACAGAAAUUGCUGCAGCAUAGAUAUGAUCAUGCUGAAGAGUUUGAGGCUGAUGUGAGGCUGACGUUUUCUAAUGCAAUGUUAUACAAUCCUCCUGGCCAUUAUAUUCAUCAGCGUGCGAAUACUCUCAUCAGGGUGUUUGAUCGUCUUUGGGAACCUGUAAAAAUAAAAUUGCGAGGGGAGCACGAAGAUAUAAGGCAAACUCAUCUGCAUAAGAGUGCCUGUCCUUUGUCUUCAUCAAAGUUCAAUUGUGACGUUGUAGCACGGAAAAUGAUUCCUUGUGAUGAAUUUACUGCUGUGAAGGAUAAACAUAAUUCAACAUUGCAAAAGGGUAGCUUUGGUCAAGAUUCUGCAAGUAUGAGUUUUAUGGAUUUAGAACGUGGCUAUGCUAGUGCUCCUUCUACAAAUGGCUCUUUCGGUGCUACUGCUCCUUCUACAAGUGGCUCUUUCGGUGCUACUGCUCCUUCUACAAGUGGCUCUUUCGGUGCUACUGCUCCUUCUACAAGUGGCUCUUUCGGUGCUACUGCUCCUUCUACAAGUGGCUCUUUCGGUGCUACUGCUCCUUCUACAAAUGGCUCUUUCGGUGCUACUGCUCCUUCUACAAGUGGCUCUUUCGGUGCUACUGCUCCUUCUACAAGUGGCUCUUUUGGUGCUACUGCUCCUUCUACAAGUGGCUCUUUCGGUGCUACUGCCAAAGGCUUGGAAACUAUAUCAGAUGUUGAGCUCUCUCCAUCAAGAGCCCUGCAUAUUGCAAAAUUGAAGAGUCGGUAUGCAGAAACCAUAACGAAGGCCCAAAAUCACACAUUGUUGGAACCGGGUGCUGAAGCUGAUACAACAAAUCGGCAGAAAGAGAAGGAAAUAAUGCACAGGCGGCAACAUGAAGAGAAAUCUAACAUGGAUGCAAAAAUAAGAGCUGCCAAAUCAGCUGCUCGAUCAAGAGAAGAAUCUAAACUCAAAAGGCAAAGACAAGAAGCGAGGGAAGCAGCCCGAAUGGCCAUUAGAAAGAUUGAACAAUCUGUUAAUGUUGAUAACAACAUUCAAGUUAUGAGGGAUCUUGAGGCUUUGGUUGGGACCUCUUUGGUUGUGAUGUGUCCGGAUCGUACGUCUCGUACUAUGUGGAACUAUAAAGGCACUAAUAAUCUUAGGAGACACUUGGAACACUUGGGUUUAUAUAUCAAAGAAGAGUACAGUGUCAAUUAUGAUUUUGACGAUGCUUUUUUAGAAGAAUGGGAAGGAGAGGUUCUUUGAAUUAUUAGAGAUAUAUGUAUAGACAAACAAUGUAGAUAACUUUCAACUUUGAGGCUUAAGGGAACCCUUCCUAGAGGUGGCUCUUAUCCCAUCUCUCUCCCUUAUAGUUUUGUAAAUGAUUUUUUUACGGUUAUGGCUAUGGUUAUUUUUUGUUUUGACCC